UAGGACCCGGCGUUCAAACCACCACACUGCAGACGCAGGAGCAGAACACAAUAAAAUCCAUCCGUCUCCUUCCCCUUGUUCACCAAACCAAACCGAAGCCGCGCUCCACUCCACUCCACUGCUCCCCUCCCCCGGCCAAUCAGCUAUGCUCGCCCACCGCCGCCUCCUCCUCCUCCUCCUCGCCGCCGCGGCUGCGGCGACGGGCGGCACCGCCUUCGCUAAGAAAACGGCGUACGAAGUCCUCGCCGACUACGACUUCCCGCCGGGGAUCCUCCCCAAGGGCGUGGUCUCCUAUACGCUCGACAACGCCACGGGCGCCUUCACGGCCACGCUCGAUGGAUCCUCCUCCUGCGAGUUCUCCAUCGAGGGCUCCUACACUCUCCGCUACAAGACCGAGAUCACCGGCACCAUCGCCACCGACCACCUCACCGACCUCGAGGGCGUCUCCGUCAAGGUCCUCCUCUUCUGGCUCGACAUCGUCGAGGUCACCCGCAGCGGCGACAGCCUCGAGUUCUCCAUCGGCAUCGUCUCCGCCGACUUCGGGAUCGACAACUUCCUCGAGAGCCCCACCUGCGGCUGCGGCUUCGACUGCGACGACCGGCUCGUGCUCCAGAAGCAGCCGGGGGGCGCCACAGCCAAGCUGCGCCUGCGAGGUGCCUUCUAGAAUUCCAUUUCGGUGUGACUGCUGCUGCAAGCUGCCACUACUAGCUAGUAGUGCUAUAUGUCUUAGUAAAUGUGGGUUAAUAAAGAGGGCAAACUUCAAAAUCCCAGCUUUUAGAUGUGGGAUGGAGUGAAGUUCCAGACUUGGUUUCAUGUUUCAUCAACUGUUUCAGACAGUUUUAGGAACGGUCAGAGAAGCAAUUAAGAUCAUUCAAAUAUUUUAAUUUAUAAAUAUCUAUACGGAAAUUGUCUUCUUUAGUUA
Messenger RNA from Sorghum bicolor (sorghum), 922 nucleotides. RefSeq lists its product as uncharacterized. The transcript has a single exon. Bases 146 to 664 code for a protein of 172 amino acids. NCBI's taxonomy places the organism in Eukaryota, Viridiplantae, Streptophyta, Magnoliopsida, Poales, Poaceae. The record is from RefSeq and is a predicted model, not a curated record.